Molecule: messenger RNA, 2013 nt
Organism: Triticum turgidum subsp. durum (durum wheat)
Lineage: Eukaryota; Viridiplantae; Streptophyta; Magnoliopsida; Poales; Poaceae
Source: the annotation of a GenBank genome assembly
AUGCCUCUCUUCAAGAGGACACCUUUCUUCUUACUGGACCCACCAAAGGACUUGGAUCCCAAGGAGAAGGUGUUCCAAGUUCGAUUUACUAAGGAGAUAUUUCGAGAUUACCAGGAGUACCUGAAUAGGUUGAACCUUUACCGUAAAAGGGUUUGGACAUGUAAGGUGUCUGGAAAAUCUAAUUUAACCUAUGAGGAAGCUUUGGUCUCAGAGCAGCGGGCUGCAGAGAAGGCUCAACAGUUGCCAAGAGAGCUUAUGUCUCCUGUUCUCCAGAUGAUCCAAUACAGUACACUUAACUUAACUGACCUUGUCAACAAGAUAUAUGGCAGUCUGCAAGAGAAUCUGUUUGAAGGAUUAGAAUUACAUGCUAAAAGAGAUGGUUCGGAGGCUGCUUGCAAGAUUCUGAAGGUUAUAGGUUCAGGUAAAACCACAAGCUAUGAGGUGGGCUGGAUUGGUCAAGACAAUGCAAUUACCAGCACUUCAGUUCUCAGAGCCGACGAUCUAAUUCGCAAGAAAGCACCUUGUGGUCGUAAUAUGCUCAAGAUUUUUGUCAGGGAAUCAACAUCACAAAACUCUCCAUGGAUCGUACAUAUGAAUCUUGCAAAGAAAUAUGGCAUACCCACUGAGCCUCCAAAAGACAUGAUUAAUGGUGAAGGAUUGUCCAAAGCAAGGAAAAGACUAGCGAAUGGGACUGCAGAAGAUGCCAGCAAAAGGUCAAAGAAAGAUGAGGAGCAAGUAGUACCAGUUAAAUACCCAAUCGAUGAUCUUUUAGUAAAGCCGGUGGCAGAUGACCCUCUUUUGUCAAAGAGAUGCCCAGCAUCCACAGAUUUCAAAGUCCCUAUAAGUUCUGUGGGAGAUCUCCUGAUGGUCUGGGAUUUCUGCAUGUCUUUUGGGAGGCUUUUAUGCUUGUCGCCGUUUUCCUUGUCAGAUCUGGAGAAUGCAAUUUGCCACAAAGAAACCAAUCUUGUUCUUCUUGUGGAAAUACACACUGCACUUCUCAAUUUGCUUAUUAAUGAUGAAGGCGAAUAUUUUGAGUUUAUCCAGAACAAGAACAGAAAAUCAAAGGUAUCUCUAGUCACCUGGAAGGAGUAUCUAUGUGAUUUCAUGGAAAUGACAAGUAUCUCCAGUAACAUAUCAACAGUACGGAGGGGUCACUAUGGUCUUGUUCCCACUAGCCUGAAACUUGAAAUCCUACGGGAAUUGGUAGAUGAAGCCAUUGCAACUAUUGCUGUAAAAGAGAAAUUAGAUGAACGCAUUGAUCAGCAACAUGCACUUGUAGCAGAAAAAAGAGAGAUUGCUAGAAAGAGUAAGGAAGAGCAGAAGCUGAUCAUGGAAGUGGCAACAGAAAAGGAAAUGAAUCAGGCAAAUGCUGUACAGGAUGGCAACGAGAAUGUUAAUAGCCAGCUUGUGGCAAAAGAAGGGAACGAGAGGAAAAACGCUCCCACCAGCAAAAUGGGAGAUGCGAAAUUGCAUCUGGUCGGCAACGGGAAUGUUAAUAGCCAGCUUGUGGCAAAAGAAGGGAAGGAGAGGAAAAACGCUCCCGCCAGCAAAAUGGGAGAUGUGAAAUUGCAUCUGGGGAGGCAUCUGGAGAAAGAACUACUGGACCAAUCAGUACGAACUAGUCCUCUUGGAAAAGACAGAUACUAUAACAGGUAUUGGUUUUUUAGGCGUGAAGGAAGACUUUUUGUUGAAAGUGCAGAUUCCAAAGAGUGGGGGUACUAUAGCACCAAGGAAGAGCUUGAUGCGCUCAUUGGGUCUUUAAACAUUAAAGGCAUAAGGGAGAGAGCACUCAAACAACAGCUUGACAAGUUCUACAACAAGAUAAGUAAUGCUGUGGAGAAGAGAUUGAAGGAGGUGACACAUCAGUUGUUAGUUGAAGAGGCUGUGUUGCGGCGUUCAUCUCGUGUACAUGCUCAUCCAAAGGACAGCCCUUCUACGUCAUUCCUCGAGUAUGUCAACACAUGGAAGCCUGUUCAAAAGAGAAACAGAUCGAAAGAUGACCGAGCUACUUAG